GUGUGCACGGGGGCGACAUCUCAUUACUCGGUUUAUGCAUCAGCGGUGUGUACACUGAGAGUGUGAAAUGUAAAAUUGUUUCGGUCAACGGAACAAGGCAGUCGCACGGCAACACCGCACCGCUCGCUGUGCAUACGGCGGGUUCAUCAGUGCAGUAUGCAGCUAUAUUUCCAAUGUGACGUUUGUUAACGCAGGUACGUCUGCAUGCGGAGAUGUGUAUGCGAUUUGUUUUCACUGCGUGACAUAUUUUGUUUAAGGAUGCUAAAAAGUCGGGGAAUAUUUCAUGGCUGAUGUGCAUUCACAGCUGAAGGGACUAAGCUUAAAGUACCAAGGCGACGUUUGAGGACAAAUUGAACUAGUUGUAAAUUGGACGGGGACGACGAUUGCGGUCGCAGUGAGGAAGUCUCGUCGGAUAAACCCAUCAGCUCGCUUUAAAUGCCCUGUUUAUGCCGGCGUGAGGGACGAUUUCACGGGUGUGAUUCAGCGCGAAUGGGCUAACGGCUGAGCUUAAUUGUCUAGCGGGUUUCGGUGGAUUGUCUCGUUGGCGUGUGAACGAGGGAGGCAGGAGACGCUGUGAGUCGGGAAACCUGCGGCCGGGGCUAGCAAGAUGACGAAUCCGAUCCUAGGAGGAGCACCGCCGCAUAGGCGAAUGUCCUCCGACUCGGACAGACAACUCGAAGGAUCAAAGUGUUGUUGGGGACUGUGUUGCGGGCCCGGCUUGGCUCUUGGCAUAGUGGCAUGCAUCUACUUCAUCAUCAUCCUACCUGCAGGACUGUUCUUGGCCAUGGUGGGUGGACCUAAGAGCACUAUAAUCCUUCUUGUCGGUCUGGCCUUCGUCUUCAUUCCUCUCGUCAUCUUCUCGGUGGGAUGUUUCUGUUAUCGGCGAAGGAAGUCGCGACAGCAUGCCGGCUAUCACACAGCGUCAGCCAACUUCGUCCAGACCCCAUCGCAUGUUUAGAAGAUGUUACACCGUGAACUACGGUGGCAGUCCGAAGUCUCGAAAAUGGCGAUUUAACGUCGCUUGAUGUUACAUCGGUGUAGAAUUGACUUUGAGUGGCGUACCAGUCCACAUUUGCAGAGAGCAAGUGACUGAUAUAGGUUUCCCUUCUCCUACGAGGUGACAUUGGUACAAUCAAGGCUGAUUUAAUUCGCAGUUCAUUUUGAACUCUAGCCUAUUGAAACCGGCGGCUCAGAAGUGGAAACAUCAUACGUCAUCAUAUAGAGACGAGCUCGUGUAAAGACGCUGCCAGUGAUUGGCUGAAAGUAACAUUCUGCGCUCGUACAUAGCCAAUCGGCAACACGCCUGUGUGGUUUGUGGCAUCUUUGUCUGUGAUUGGUAAUAACGCAUGCGUUAUCAUGCGGCUGGUAGCGUCAGUGGCAAAGUUGUAGCGCCCUCAUUGUCAACUUGCAAAAGUGGCUGUCGUGUGCGCGUUGGCUUUUAAGAAGCGAAAUGAAAUUCUUCAAGUGUCCCGAAUGAAAGCUAGGAUUGUAACUGUUACGCGUUGCAGGUGACGUUCAUCUGUGAUCUCUAUUACAAUAUCAAAAGUUAUUAAUCACUCGUAAACAUUGUUAUGAUACUUUUCACUCUUUUUGGCGCUCUACAUUCGUCCUGCCUUCCAAAUUUUGGCAGAUUUGUCGCUGUUCUAACGUACAAAAUUCUGUAAGAGCAAAAUUAGUAUAAUAACGAUUUUAGUAUUGCAUUAAAAAAGUUCCAGAUCCAUAAUAUGUAUAUUUAAGCGAGUGGAGACAUAUUUUUGACAGAAUACAGUUCAAUGACUGAAAAAAGACUCUUUUAAAAUAAUUUUUAUGAGUGAGCGUUUGGUAAUAAUUGCCAUGUUAAACUGUGGAGUAUAGACACCUCUUUCGGAGCAGUCGCAGUAAGAUAGGCCUACUAGAAUUUAUCAGAGCAGGAACGAAAGCUUACUUCAAAUGGGACCACAGCAUGAUGACUAAAUACAUGUACACGGAAAGCUAUGGCGCUGCUUUAACGUGAAGAGUAAACAGCGCUAGCGUACGUGGAAUCUGCGUAGGAUGGCUAGAACAUUAGAGUAUGUGCUGUAUUGUUGAGUCACUAUGUAGAAUGCUUUCAUGUCAUACUGCUUGAGGACCCUUGAUUCCAGCAAUGGUCCAUUCCAUUUCGAUCAGCCCUAAAUAUAUGUGUACAUUUGUUUAUUACGAUUCAUAAUGUCUAUUUAAUAUAAACAUUUACACAGGUUGUGUUUAUACGAAAGUAGAAUACCGAAACACUCGAGUUUUAUUAUCAUUCAACCAUUUUUUGGACACGGAAUGUCUUCUGAAUAAGGACGGGGUGUAAUGGGGACAUUCCUCCACACAGAGAGCAAGUGGCCCGCAUGACUGCACAGCCUUUGUGUGGUAGCGGGACUGCACAAAAGCAGCAGCUGUGGAACUACCCACUACCCGUGUGCCACAGCAUACCACAGCUGGCAACUGCAUUCCAAUGAGGAUUAGCGGCCGCGGCCAUGACCGCUUCCCGUACGCAUGGGGUUAAUAAAUAGUGAACAUUUUCUCAACAAUUUCGCACUAUCUGGCAACCUUCCUAAAAUUCGUGAUUUUCAUCUCCCAACUCCAUGCACCACCAAUUGAUGUUUGAUCUAGAAAUGAACGAACCCGGCAAUACAAUACUGUAGGGAACAACAUACAAUUGUUCAAUGCUAGACAUUCCAAAUUUCCAAUAUAUAUUUGAACUCUACCAAUAAUCAGGUUUAUCCAUCAUUGAAUGUUAUUAUUAUCAUCAUAAAGUCGUACGUAAUCUACGUAUAGUAAUCCUUCACUGUAUUUGUGUAUUAAUGGUCCCUUAUGGGGAGAUAUGUUGUUGUCCAAAGUUAUACAGGGUGAGUAAAAAAACCCGAAACCCAAAUGUCGGGACUAUUGUUUAAGUGACGUUCUGCAUGUAGCACUUUCAAAAUGUAGGAUUUAAGCUUUCAUUAAGUACCAGAACCAUUGAAAUCACUCAUACAUGUACUUUUCAAGUUACGGAAUUUUAAACACAACCACCGUUUUAGAGUUCUG
Molecule: messenger RNA, 3030 nt
Organism: Patiria miniata (bat star)
Lineage: Eukaryota; Metazoa; Echinodermata; Asteroidea; Valvatida; Asterinidae
Exons: 3
Coding region: 608-958 (116 amino acids)
Source: RefSeq, a predicted model, not a curated record